AUGGGCAAUGGACUGUCCUCUUAAGGUUUCUUUUCCGAGGUUGUUCGCAAUCUCUACAAACCAGCUUGGAAAACUGAUUGAAUUUGGCGAGUUCAGCUCUUUGGGAUGGAUCUGGAAUAUUCAGUUGAGGAGAAGCUUAGCCGAUUGGGAAUUUGAACAGUGGGCUAACCUGAUGGCUAUCAUUUCUAAUUUUUAUCUGUCUAAAGAGGCAAUCGAUGGUCUGAUUUGGAAAGGAAACGGAAUUGGUGUCUAUUCUGCUAAUUCAUGUGUGAAGACUUGUUCUUUGGCUCAGAAGGAGGAUUAUGUUUGGAAGAAAUUUGUGUGGAAAGGUCUGGUGCCACCAAGAGUUGAGGUAUUCAUGUGGCAGGUAGUUCUUCAAAAACUGCCAGUGAGGUCUGAAUUGGUUAAGAGAGGGGUUACGGUUGUGUGGUCACUUUGGAACAAAUUUGUGCAGUAUUGGAGUCUUUUUGUGGUUUUUCAUACAAAUGCGCAGAAGUUUCUUCAAGCUUGGGAAGAUCUUAAUCCUAGGUCUACCAUUUGGAAGUUCAUUCCUGCCGUUAUUAUUUGGACUGUUUGGAAGCUAAGUUUGCAGAUUCUGGUAUUUCAAUGGAUUCUCUAAUCGGGGACCCGUCUCUUGGGGAUUCAUGCUUCCCUCUCAACAAAUCGAUGGUUACUACAGUUCCUUGGUCCCCCCCUCCUAAGGGCUUUGUAAAAUUGAAUGUGGAUGCUGCUACAAAUUCGGAUUGGAACAGCAGUGGAGUUGCGGGUAUUCUAAGAGAUGAGGAAGGUCUUAUUCUAGGAUCUUUUAAGGAGGCCACGGGUCCAGGUCCACCUAUUAUGAUGGAGCUAAGGGCUAUUCAGAAGGGCUUAAUUUUCUUUGAUUCAGUGAAAGGAGGUAUUAAUGGUCGUUUAUUGUUAGAAUCAGACUGCAAAUUGGCCGUGGAUUGGGUUAAGAAUGGAACUUUCUGCCCUCAGAUUUUUGUCAGUCUUGUAAGGAACAUAACUAUCAAGCUAAAAGAAGUUGAGGGUGUUAUUAGAUGGGUUGCUAGGGCAGCCAAUAUUGAGGCUGAUGGGAUGGCUAAAUCUGCCAUUGGCUAAUUCCAGUGUAUCUUAGGGGUAUUUUAUUAUGGGUUUUUCAAAUUGUUGUAAGGGGCUUCUUCUUGUUGUAAUCUUAGGUAUUAUCAUUAAUGAAGUUUAAGGCACUCUUUUCCUCCUUCCUCUGAUGAAGGAACUCAUUAUAAGUUCCUUAAUCAAGAAGGGGGUUUUUAAUGAGGCCUACAAUUCCUAUCAAAAAAA
Messenger RNA from Hibiscus syriacus, 1296 nucleotides. RefSeq lists its product as uncharacterized. NCBI's taxonomy places the organism in Eukaryota, Viridiplantae, Streptophyta, Magnoliopsida, Malvales, Malvaceae. The transcript has 3 exons. Bases 8 to 619 code for a protein of 203 amino acids. The record is from RefSeq and is a predicted model, not a curated record.